CUCCCGCUUCUUCUCCGAGCGCUGAGAGCCGGGCUGGACGGGCGCGCGCGCGCGCGGACUGUGCAGACAGGGCGCGCGCCGGACGCGGGCAGCUGGAGCGGUCCCGCGGGGCGGCUGGGGCAGCUGGACCGGACGGCUGACGAGCGGGCGCCGCGAUGGCAGAGGGCAGCGCCGUGUCCGAUCCUCAGCAUGCCGCUCGUCUGCUGCGAGCGCUCAGCUCUUUCCGCGAGGAGUCCCGCUUCUGCGACGCGCACCUGGUCCUCGACGGGGAGGAGAUCCCGGUGCAGAAGAACAUCCUGGCGGCGGCCAGCCCGUACAUCAGGACAAAGUUAAACUAUAAUCCUCCAAAAGAUGAUGGAUCAACCUAUAAGAUUGAACUUGAAGGGAUAUCGGUAAUGGUUAUGAGAGAGAUCCUGGAUUACAUCUUCAGUGGGCAGAUCCGGCUGAGCGAAGACACAAUCCAAGAUGUUGUGCAGGCAGCGGACCUGCUCCUGCUGACGGAUCUGAAAACUCUGUGCUGUGAGUUUUUAGAAGGCUGCAUUGCCGCAGAGAACUGCAUCGGUAUCCGCGACUUUGCACUUCAUUACUGCCUCCACCACGUCCAUUACCUGGCCACGGAGUACCUGGAGACUCAUUUCCGAGACGUCAGCAGCACAGAAGAGUUCCUAGAACUCAGUCCACAGAAGCUUAAAGAAGUGAUUUCUCUGGAGAAGUUAAAUGUUGGUAAUGAAAGAUACGUGUUUGAAGCAGUGAUCCGGUGGAUAGCACACGAUACAGAGCUAAGAAAGGUCCACAUGAAGGACGUGAUGUCAGCGCUCUGGGUUUCAGGGUUAGACUCCAGCUACUUACGGGAACAGAUGCUGAACGAACCGUUGGUGCGAGAAAUCGUCAAGGAGUGCAGCAACAUACCUCUGAGUCAGCCGCAGCAGGGGGAGGCCAUGCUGGCGAACUUCAAGCCGCGGGGUUACUCCGAGUGCAUUGUGACUGUGGGUGGAGAAGAGAGAGUUUCCCGGAAACCAACAGCAGCGAUGCGAUGUAUGUGCCCUCUUUAUGACCCUAAUAGGCAGCUUUGGAUUGAACUGGCCCCUUUAAGCAUGCCAAGAAUUAACCACGGAGUUCUCUCAGCAGAGGGAUUCUUGUUUGUAUUUGGGGGCCAAGAUGAAAAUAAGCAGACCCUGAGCUCAGGAGAAAAGUACGACCCAGAUGCAAAUACGUGGACUGCAUUGCCGCCAAUGAAUGAGCCGCGGCAUAAUUUUGGAAUUGUGGAGAUAGAUGGAAUGCUGUACAUUUUAGGAGGAGAAGAUGGUGAGAAAGAGCUGAUCUCCAUGGAGCGCUACGACAUUUAUUCUAAAACCUGGACAAAGCAACCUGACCUGACCAUGGUUAGAAAGAUUGGCUGCUAUGCAGCUAUGAAAAAGAAAAUCUAUGCCAUGGGCGGAGGAUCAUAUGGAAAACUCUUCGAAUCUGUGGAAUGUUACGACCCAAGGACCCAGCAGUGGACUGCUAUUUGUCCGCUAAAAGAGAGAAGAUUUGGAGCUGUGGCCUGUGGAGUUGCCAUGGAACUGUAUGUUUUUGGGGGAGUCAGAAGUCGUGAAGACAUCCAGGGCAGUGAGAUGGUCACUUGCAAGUCUGAAUUCUACCACGAUGAGUUUAAAAGGUGGAUCUACCUUAACGACCAGAAUUUAUGCAUCCCCGCCAGUUCUUCUUUUGUUUAUGGAGCUGUCCCCAUAGGAGCCAGUAUUUAUGUUAUCGGAGAUCUCGAUACAGGUACCAAUUACGACUACGUGCGUGAGUUUAAAAGAAGCACGGGGACGUGGCACCAUACCAAACCGCUCCUCCCGUCCGACCUCCGCCGCACCGGCUGUGCAGCCUUACGUAUUGCAAAUUGCAAGCUUUUCCGCCUGCAGCUCCAGCAAGGCCUAUUCCGUAUCCGUGUUCAUUCACCCUGAAGAGGCGGCAGAGCGGAGGCAGAGCUCCUGACCCAGCGCACCAUAACAUGGCUUUCUGCGAGGGGACCAGAGGUGGCAGCGUAUCUCCGGUGGUUUUACUGUAACGCUUAGAAGCCCGCGCUUCAGCUCCUCUCGCGGAGAGCCCGUAACUGUCGAAAAAGCUCCCUUGGAGGAAUCCGUUCCUCCAGGUAGAUGUGUCUGCAGACAAACGGAGUAACUAUCCGGUAGAGGCAAAGGGAAGUGGGAAUCGGGGUCAUGUAAAAUAUCGAAGUUAGCGUACUAAGGUGCAUUCUCCCGGAAGGGGACUCCUUUCCGAGAGACUGCUGUGUUCCAGUACCUGGCUUGGGGAAACAACAGAAAUCCGUAUAUGCAAAUCAACAUAUCCAAACACACCGAGACUGCGUUCCUGCUGCACUUGGAAGGAAAUAUCAUGCCUAACCCUGCCCGACAGAUUCAGGUUUGUGCCUGAGAUGUUAGAUUGGGCCAGGUAGUCUCCACUUACUACUAGUACUGUGUCCUAAGAAUCUUUUUUAAACUAUAUUAUCAUGAAUUGAAACUAAGAUAAAAUUUCUCUCUCAAUGACAUUCUAUCUUAGUAAUCUAAAGGUUCGAUAAAUUAAUGAGUCAGGUUGCAGCCCUCGUGCGAGUUUAAAGGCAGUUGCUAGCUUCUGUGUUAACUUAGAUACGUCAUGCCGUAAUUUCUGGGGUAGUUCUCUCGGAGCUGUGAAGGGUCUCGUGCCGUGCCGUUCGUUCUUCCUGUUCAAUUAACCAGAACCAUUUUGUAAACACGAGGAGAUUAGCAGAGUAAGGGAUGUUACAGAAGAAAGACCCGAGUCAGACAAGUGACCAAGGUCUGCUGUGACUGCAAAAGCUGUCCAGACAAAAUAUAUAGGGAUCAAAAAACUUUAAUCUGUCUGAAAGCACACAGAGUCUCGUUUACUACUGUUUCGGAUUGAAAACCUGUCUUAGAGCGCGAACCUGCAUUAAGAAUCUAGUCUUUGUAGCAGAAUUUUCUCGAUGCCGUUCACUAGGAAGAGUUUUAGACAAAUUACAUUAUAAGUAAAGUUUGGCUGGUAGAAUAAAACUACCUCAACUUAAUUUCAUUCUGUUCAUAGUAGAGCGAAUUCAUCUCUUCUCUGCUUCUCCACUCUCCCACCUUCCCUUGUCUCCCCGUGCUGCCGCACUUCCCACCGCGGGGAGAAAAUCUGUCAUUAGUAGCACUUACCUUGUAAGAUACUUUGUUUUCCAUUCAAAUUAUGCCACCUUAGUGUGAAAUCAGGGACUUCAAAGUGCUUGAUUACAUCAUAAUUUGAAUUUUAUGUAAUAUCAGGUUUCUAAUCAAUUUAAUACAGAGCUCUUCAAUUUUAAUUGUUUUCUACAGUUUCCACCGCCCUCAGUAAAUGGCUGUAAGAAGCAGUAUUUUGUCUUAAUGAUUAAUAAAUGUAUAAAUGUAUCCUUUGCUUAUACAUUUGAGAAUAGGAGUUUCUUCUAGAAACUUCCUAGAUGGAAUGCUUAUAUGCUGUUAACAUGCAUAGGAAACCUCGCUUGUGUUUCCCCAACCGUGAACAGAAAAAAGGGUAACCUCCUAUCUGCGGUUUUUUUUCUUCCAUCUGUUAGGAGUCAGUACAGUGCUGUAAACGUUGCUGAAGGAAGACUUGUCGGGGUGGGGGGGGGGGGGUUCUAAAGAAUGUUGUGUGUGGAGAAGAUACUGCUGAAAGAAGGCGUGAGGUGUCUAUCUUCUGUAUCAGAGGCCCCGGGCCAGAUUUGCCACACAUUCACGUAACACAGUCGAAUUCGAUAUGUAAAGCAAAGCCGGCCUUUUUCCUCUGAAUCGUGUACCAGUCAGCUGUCGUCCGCACACCGUCCCAGUGAUACCUGGGAUGUCUUCUCAUCAAAGCAAGCUACGCGGCCACUGCAAAGAAAGCAGACUUUCUUUUUUUACAGCUAGAUACUCGUUUUUUAGAGGAAACAAAUUGCUGAAGAAGUGAAUUUUCUUUGGUAAAAUCUCUUGAACAGAACAGAACCUUGGCCUUCAGAAGUUGCAUCUGACAUACAUUAAAGCAGUAACUGAUGUCCUGUGAAAGCCAUGGCAGGCUUUCUCUUAAUUCUUAAUUCUCUUCAUAAGCCAUUCUCUUAAUUUCUGAAGUUUAUAAUUCUUCCCAGUGCACACCAGGCCUCUCCAAGGAGACAAUUCAUUGUUUAGGAGUGAAUGGGUUAUUGCAAUAUUAUUGCAAUAUUAUCAGUGCCUGCAUGACUUAGUCAAUUCAUUUUAUAAAAACAGUUCUUUUUUAGUUUUUUAUUCAGUUCAUUGACACGGUAGCUGCAGAAAUUAGAUAAUGUUUUUUAAAAUAAAUUUGCCACAUAAUACGGGAUGCAAUAACCAACAAGAACUGCUAAGUGCCAAACUGUUAUUUUCCUAUAUAUAAAUAUAAAAAUAUUCUGCUGAAGGGUAGGAAUAUAUUUAAUUUUAUUAGGCUCCAAAAUUAAUCGUGACUUUUUUGUAAAUGACAGUUACUUCAGUAUUGUGAAAUAAAUUUUAAGUCAUUUCAUGCAGGUUUGUUUUAACAUUCCACUUAUGCCUUGAAACAUCUUUUUCUCGAUAAAUUUUUAAUACUUCUUUUUCCGUAAGGCACUUUUACCAGGCAUAGGUUGGAAUAGGCAGUUGAGGAUAGAUGUUAAAAUUUUAAAUGAGUAUCAUUGGGGGAAGUGCAAUUUAUUUUCAUUAUCCCGCCAACAGAAGGAAACUUGUUUCGGGGUUAGAGUCAGUGAAUAUUUAAAGGAUCUCUCGUAGGCUACAGUCUAAAGUAGGCUUGUUUGUUUGUUUGUUUGUUUGUUUGUUUGUUUGUUUAACAUCCAAAUAUAGAUUUUUCAAAGAUAUAAGUGUUUAAUUUAAAAUGAAGUGCUGUUUUGGGGGUUUGUUUUUUGUUUUUCAUUUUGUGUGUGUGUGUGAGUGUGUGUUAAUGCUUCUAUCCUGUGAGAGGGAAAAGUGUGAGGGACAGAGAGUGUGUGUGUGUGUGUGUGUGUGUGUGUGUGUGUGUGUGUGUGUGUUAUGUGACUUGGCAAGUCUGUUUAUACAUGUUUACUUUUAAAAUUGUAGUUCCAAACUACAUAUAUUACUGUCUCCUGGUGCUUCCGAUAAAUCCUUGAGCCUGUGGCCCUUCAGUUUAUACUACUAUGUUCAACUCACGUUGGGUGUAAAUAUUCAUAGAGUCGUAGUCUGUAUAGUAAGUUUUACCUGGUGUUUGCAUUCCUUCAGUGGGACUAAAACAGUGCUUACCAACUAGUAUAGUCGAUAUAGCUAUAAAGAUUUGGCCUUGGAAAUCUUUGAACUCAUUGUUCCUUUCAUUAGUUCUUUAUUUCAUUGCUGUGAGGAGUUGAUAGGUAACAGUAGGCUGUUUUCAAACCGCAGCAACCAGAAAAGAAUAUUUGGGCGAUGAUGGAUGGUGUACUCCCUGUGCUAAAGUGUCCUGUUAUAUUGUACUACCACUUUCGUGAUGCUUUGGGGUGCCAUUUUUAUAAUUCGUGGGUGGGAGGGGGGUUCCCUGCAAUAUGCAGGAAGCAUAUCCUUAUAUUGACCUGGUAGAGAUAAGGCUGUCUUUGCUGUGUCACCUCAGUUACUCAUGGUAGUAAGUUGGGUUUUUAGAGAAAUUCGUCAGCUGCCUUGGUCCGUUGGGGUUCCAUUUGGUACGUUCCUCCUCCCGUGUACCAGACCAAAAAGUUUCCCAAAGAGUGCUAAAAAUGCUACAGUAUUACCUUCUUGUUGGCCUUUCUGAUUCUAGAAGAUGCCUCCUGUGGUCAGAUGGAGACAUUUGAAUAUCUGGGGAAAGAAUGAGGUGGCACUUUGCGUGGAUUUAUUUAUUUAUUCUUUAAUGUUUGGGUUUUGGUUUUUGUGUUUUGUUUUUGUUUGUUUGUUUUUUGAGAGAGCUUGAGCAGGGGAAGGGGACAGAGAACCAGAAGCAGACUCUGCAAUGACAGCAGAGAGCUUGACGCGGGGCUUGAACUCACGAGCCAUGAGAUAAUGACCCGAGCCGAGGUCGGACACUCAGCCAACUGAGCCACCCAGGCACCCCUGCAUGGAUUUAAAAGGUGCUGGGACCCCCUUAAAAAGCACCUGGUGGAAGGGAAGUGUGAGCUUGCUCUCGUUCCGUGGCUGCCCCUCAUGUCUGUGAGAGCCUUGGGGGAGCCAGGAAGGGAGGAGACGGAUUUGUACAGAAAAGCUGCCCUGGGUUUAAUCAGCAAAUGCUUAUGGAGGACCCCCUAGGGAUUCUCCUUGGAUUUCGGGGGGGGGGGGGCUGUCAUGCUGCUCUCCCUCUAGCCUGUAAACUCCUCGUGGGCAGUGACCCUGUCUUGGCCGUCUGCUAACCCCAGUGCCUGACACACAGCAGGUAGUCAGGAAAUGGUUGGCCAGUGAGUACAGUACCCUUGUGAUCAAAGUGAUGUUCUUUGUGGGAUUGAGAAGCCCUCUCCAAGAGCGAUUUAUUUUGUUGGAUUUUAAAUGAAAGGCUUUGUAUGCAGAUGUGCUGGCCUCCUAUUCUAGAGUGAGAAACUAGUACAGAUACAACACACAAAGUGCCCGACGUGCACACGCACACUUCUGUGGUUUCCAUAUGUUCUUUAGGGUUUGGAGGACCCUACUAUGCUCAGCACACCUAAUACCACUGAUCACAUUUAGUGUUGGGAUUGAUUGCUUUUUACACGUGCCUCUGGGUGUUUUCCAGAACAUACUGCUGUGAUCCUCACUUCUCCAUGAUGGGUACAGUGGCCCCACUGGACAGAGAGCAGUCUCUGAGGCCCAGGAGAUACGGCUUCAUUUCCCACCUCACAUGCAAGUAGAAACCCAAAGCAGAAGCCAGGUCUUUGUAUUGUCAUUUCACCGUUCAGCCUCUGAGACAAUCGCUUAAUUUUCUAGGCAUGCAAGUAUUUUCAGUCCUAAGAUAAUCAUUUGUGGUAUAACGUAAGCCCUCAAACAUGUCCUUUAAAGUUAUACAGACAUAAGCUGAAAGGUCUUUGGUUUUCUUUGUCAGUUAGCGAUAGGAAAUUCAAGAAUUGACUAAACUUGUAAGAACGGAAGUACUAAGUGUGUUUGACAGAAAAGCACUUUUUAUUCUUAAAGAGCAGAAACUUCGUUUAUAUUUCUUUUCUUACCACGUGUACAGUAAGGGAGAAGAGAGUGUGUCUUCGAAGGUAGAAGGAGGUAUUUUGCUAGCUCUCUAAUAACCCCUGAGGUACUCUUUCUAGCCAGUUCAGAAAUGAUGGAGAUGCAUGGUAUAAAGAUGGGUUGUGACUUGCUUACCCAGGUUGGAGAAGGACAUGAAAUCAGGUCAAGGCUUUGCUGCCUGCUGGUGGGAAAGUCUCAGUGGUGUUGAACUCUUAUGUUUGCUAUUGUUUGUUUGCAAGCCAACUGGUAAAACUUUUAAAACUUUUGCAUGUUUCUCAAGUGAUUCUGUUUUUAAUUAUAAAUACAUCUCACCUUUACAAUGCAUUUACGUGACAUCUGAGGAGCUCAGUUAAGAUUCUGUGUUCUUUGGUCUAAAUGCAUGUGGUCGAGGAAGGUUUGCUCGUGUUCAGUUCUGUCCCCGAAGUUCUGUCAGUGACUGGGUCUUUAGACUUCUUCCCUUCCUCAUCACAUCAGAUAUCUGAUAAGUUAAGCAGCCUGGCUGGCUCACUUGGUGGAACGGGUGACUCUUGGUCUUGGGGUCGUGAGUUCAAGCCCCACGUUGGUUGGGUGUAGCAAUUACACAGGUGUAGCCCAUACAUGCUGCAUAAGAUCACACAGGGAAAGAUCGCCCGUUCUUAUGACCCGUAUAAAUAUGUGGCCACUUUGGAUGAUUCAGAUCCCAAGUAGACACAGGCUCAUCUUUCUGGUCAGCGAAUUAUAUUUAUUAGACCUUACUUUUUAGCAUUUAAGUAAAAUUCAUAGGUUUUAAAACUUUAUUUUUAUUGUUCCUGCUUAUCAAUUACAAAUAAGGCAUACUUUAGAACCUUGGGUAAAACUUUUUCCAGUUAAACCCGUGAACUUGGUAUGAAUAUGACUAUACGUAGCUCGCUUUAUCGUGUUUCCUGUUUAAUUGGAUGAGAAUUAAAUGCACCUAUUCCCUUGUUCUUUGUGUUUAUAGGAAAAACUCUGUUCUCCGCUACCUCAUUAUGUGGUGUUGUGCUUGACCCCCUGCCAAUUUAGGAGAAUUCAACACAUUCUGUCCUUUAACAAAAGCCUGGAAGCCAGCAGCAGGCGGCCUUGAGGAAUACAAUUCUCUAAGGCUUAUUUUCCAUUUUACUAUUUUUUUUUUUAAAUAGGCACUUUUAAUCAGGAGGAACAGUCAUUCUCCUAGAGCUGCUGCAAAGUGAUUACUUGAAACUCAACUUGAACUUUAAAGAGUCUUGAAAAGGCUAUGUUUUCAUGAUGUAGAAAAGUAGUAUAUUUAAACACCACUGCUGUGUAAAACAGAGGGCUUACUCUCCAUCCUUGUUAGGAUCAGACCCGAGAAGGUGUCUACCUGUAAUCUGACCCAGCGGUGGGAAUUCAGAAGCUUGGGGCUACUGUUUUUCUUUGUCUUAAGGUGCUACUGUGGUUGGUUUAAGGAGCUAUUAAGUGUAUUUCCAUGAAUUUGUUUCCCAAGAGUCUUUUAAUUUUGAUGACAGUAGAGGCUCAUUAGUAGAUUCCUCUUCUCUUUUCAUUCUGACAGUCUAGAGUUUUAAAAUGAAAUCUGAAAGUGUUUCCAAAGGACAAGGUUGAGGUUGACCAAACAACUUAGAACUGCAGGAUGCUUAAAAUCACGAGCGACUGGAUUUUUUUCUGAGCAUCAGUGGAACGCGCCUUCUCCGCACGGCGCACGUCGGGCUCUGUCCUCGCCAGCGGCUGUCACCUUCCCUGGUCGGUAAGUUAGGCGAGCGAGCCGCCCCGAGGCCCAUCGAUUCCUCCAGUCAGACCUUCCUCCUCCCGGAGCGGUUUCUUACAGGAAUUACCCAGCAUCCCUGGUGCCCAAAAGACUUCUGCCCGUUCCUAAAAACCUAGCGUCCCGGGAAUAACGUAGAGACCAGAUAAAAGCUAGCGACAGAACUGCCGUUAUCCUCCGACAUGAUCUAGUUUUUAAGCUUGUGCUUUUGAGGGUGAAAGGCAGAGUUUCUCCCCAGAUGACAGGACGUCAGCACCAGCGGGUCUGGCAGCAGGCGUGAGACAUUUUCCUAAGUGGUUUCCAAGAGAACCGACACUUACCGCUUCAGGGCCCCAGCCUUUUCCUUUCGAUUAUCUUGAGGAAAACCUGUGUAAACACUUUAUGGACUUGCGCAAGCAAGCCUAGUGGCUGUGAGCGUGCACGGGCCCCGGAGCCAGGCACAGGUGGGUUUGAGGGCUUGCACCGAAGGCUGUUUUGUGACCUCUGGGAGCCCUUGAACCCUGAAGCCCAGUUCCUUACCCGUAGACGUAGGACGACAGGGGUGUUUACGUCUUCGGGCUGCUCUGAGGACCAGAGCCGUGAGGGCGAUGAGAGCCUGGCGCCACCGUGUGACCGUGGCCGCCGUGGCCACCCAGCCCGGCCUCCGGUCAUCGGUGCCCUCGCUGCGCGUCCUGACCUCGGCACUUCCGCGUUCGGACGUCUGCCACCGUGGGACCUACAAGUAAAUGGAUGUAUCUGUUGAUAAAAUGAUUUACUUCCUGGACCCAGGCCGCUGCUUUCCUUCCACUGCUCUAAUAUCUGGAUCCAGGAUGGUUCUGUAGAGCUGCAGCAUCCCCUAAUGCGUGCUUAGACCACUUAGAGUUGUUUUAAAUAACCCUCCAUUCCGAAUUUGCGUCAUGAAGCCCUCUAAGAAUACUUUAAAUUCUUUACCGAAGUUGAUUUUUCUUUUUCCCUUAAAAUCCACAAGUAGUAGAGUACCCUGGUCAGAUCAACUGGAUAUUUUCUAGAUCUCUGUUUGAGAUCAGUAUACCUAUUCUCUCUUAACGUGGAUGCCAUGUGAAACUAAAGCAAAAAAACAAACAGAAUUUGUUACAGGUACGUGCGUGUCUGUGUGUGUGUGUGUGUGUGUGUGUGUGUGUGUGGGUAGAGCUUCCGCCCCUUCAGAUAAAGAAGGGUUAUUUAACAAAGUGAUGCAGAAAGUGAGCUACUUAAUUCCUUUCAUCACAUCGCUUCCUUUCCGGUUCGCACUCUGGGACUGGCGGGUUUAGCAGCAUGUAAGACAUUGUAUAAAGUCAUUCUUGGUACCUUUGUGAAUAAAACAGGAAGUAGAAACAGGGCUACAAGGGCUGAGAAAUGGAUCGAACAGCCAUGCCAGACAAUGCCACUGAGAACAGCUUCUGCGGUACCGUGACAGUGUCCAUUUUUACUCUUUUUCUUAGUGAUUUGUAUAAAAGUAUAAAAGGCAGAGAAAAGUGCUGGGAGGGAUGAAGUGUUGGGUGUUAGGGUCUUUAGUGAUGCUACAGUCUAAUACAUGGCUAAAUAGAAAGUCUUGUAUCUAGGUUCAGAGGAGAUAGUUCCUAAAUGAAAAAGAAAGAAAAAAAACGUGGCGGGGUGGGGGGUGGAGGGGAAUCACUGACAAUUUGAAGACAAGGCAACUGUUUAAAAAAAAGAAGAGUGGCACCUAGGUGGCUCAGUCAGUUAAACAUCUGACUUCAGCUCAGGUCAUGAUCUCACGGUUCAUGAGCUCCAGCCCUGCACAUCGGGCUCUGUGCUGGCAGUGAAGAGCCCGCUUCGGAUCCUCUGUCUCCCUCUCUCUCUCUGCCCCACCCCAGCUUGCACUCUCUCUCUCUCUCUCAAAAAAUAAACAUUAAAAAAAAAAAAAGAAUAGGGGCACUUGACUGGCUUAGUUGGUAGAGCAUUCGACUCUUGAUCUCAGGGUCGUGAGUUCAAGCCCUGUGUUGGGCAUAGAGCUUACUUUAAAAAAUAAGUAAAUUUUUUAUGGGGCGCCUAGGUGGCUCGGUCAGUUAGGCGUCCCACUUCGGCUCAGGUCAUGGUCUCACAGUUUGUGGGUUCGAGCCCCGUGUCGGGCUCUCUGCUGUUAGCACUGAGCCUGCUUCGGGUCUUCUGUCUCCCCCCCCCCCCAUUCUCUGCCCAUCUCCCAUUUGUUCUGUCUCUCUCUCAAAAACAAACAGUAAAAAAAAUAAUAAUAAUAAUAAAUUUUGUAAAAAACUAAAAAGAAAAAAAGAAUAGUGUUUGUUGGGGGAGUGGGCUGGUAGCUAGAAAAGGACGUCUUCUGCUCCUUCAUCCAUGGGCUGCCCCACAUGGGCCCCUGGACCACUGCAUUUAGCUGCCAGUUCUAGGCGCCACCAUCAGAGAGACCUGAGCAAGCCUGGGGCCCCCCAAGGGACGGCAGUGUGGGUGGUAGGCGCUCUGGGAGCUGGAAUCAGGACCUCCAGAGACCUGAGGCUCUGGCCUGUGGGGAUGUCUUUAGAGCGAGCCGGUGUGCAUGGCUCAGGCCAGCAGUGGACACAGAGACAGAGUGGCCUCGUGGAAAAAUGGGUGGCCUCUGUGGUACUGAGCGCUCGUCUCUGAAAGUGCCCCCUAGGAUGAGUCCUUGCGGCUGUGACUGACAGCAUGCCAACAUCGGUGAGAGGGUUCUUACCUGUGGCAGGAUAUUGGGCACCAUCUCCAAAGCUCCUUGCAGACAAACAGCUUAGUAAACAGUUGAGUGAGUGAUGUGGGGAAGGGGGAGCUUGUACUUCUGCAUUGAUUUUGAGGACAAAAGUCUUUGUUAUUUUCAACCUGUGCUCCCUCUCCUCCUCUCCCCCCUGCCCACAGCCCAUUUUCUGCCUUCUGGCUGCAGCCCCUGGCCAGCAGCCACAGCCUUCUUCAGAGAGCUUUCAGAAAUAGGCCUAGUUCUAGAGAUUUCCCUAAAACCACCCUGUCAUCCAGAACAGCGAUUCUUGCUUUUUAUAUACUUUUUGCUCUAAAUCUUUCGUGUACCUGUGCAGAUUUAAGAAAGCUGAUGAGUAAAAUUGCAUUCUUUCAAGCAGGGCCCAGGUGACCCCGCGGCCCGGGAUGCUCUCCAGGGGGCUCGUGUGCUGGGCCACCUCUUGGGGCUCCUUCUAGCUUGAGCAGUCGGCAGCCUUGGGGUGGAUUCUCGUCGUCCUUUGAGAAGAAUUUCCAAAGCAUCCGAUUCUGUGGUUUGCUCUCUCUCUUCUGUGAAGGCACAUGGCAGUUUUAGUCUGGAGGAGACGGAGGCGGCCCCUCACUCUGCGUGUCUCUUCUGCGCCCCCACCCCCGGCCUUGCAAAGAUCUGUCCCAAAACAGAGAAAGACAGGCGCCAGUGGGGGCUCGCACCCACGUCCUCGUGAGGGAGCCGUCUGUGUGCUCUCGUCACUUGGGUAUAUUUUCUCCCCAUUUCUUGGGUGGUCUUCGCUUACUGAGAAGCGCUGUUUGAACCAGUGUUGGUCCUCCUGCCCACGACCCGCCGCGGCCGCCCAAGGACCCCGCUGGUGGGGCCUCCGGGGAAACAGGCCCCUCCGCGCCUGUCGCAUCUCCCUGCGCCAGUGUAGAGACUGGGUCAGGGUGGAAGAGGUUAUCUCAUCCUGUUUACACCCUCUGGUUGCCCCUCCCAUCCCGCCCUCUGCUCCUCAUCCUAGCCUGUCCCAGCCGGAGGUUUUAACUGCUUAAAUUAUGUAUCUCAAAAAGGCGAGAAAAAGAAAAAACAAACACACAACUCUUCUUAUUCCCCAGACCAUUCGCCUAAAAGUGUUUACUGAAAAGGCAUUCUUCUAGGAGCUCCUGACCCAGCCUUUGUGACUAGCACUUUCCACGGCCAGCUGGCCCUGGCUGCAAGAGAGCCAGACCCGUCCCCCAGGCCCCGGGGAGCUUCCCAGAGUCCACGCCACCCCCCCUCCUCCCGGGUGAGAGCUUGGGCCGGAGCCUCCCCUCCGAGGCCCGGCCCGCGACACAGCGGAGGCUCCUUAAGCAGCUGUAGGCUAGAACAGUCUCCCUGGGCCCCAGCUCGGCCCGCCCGCCACGCCUGCCCGGAGGCCCUCGGGGCUCCUCCCUGAGCCGGGAGAAGGGGCUCGAGGUGCCACACGUACUCUACCUCAGCACCAGGCCGCGAGGCGCCGUGCGGGCCCCAGAUGGCCUGGCAGGGCGUGCUCAGGCCCCGGGUGGCUCGGACGCUUGCAGAAGCGAGCCUUGUGUCUCGGCCACACGCAGAGCCCGGGGGCCGGGCCCCGGGCUCUGCACCGUCAUUGUAUCCACCAGAGCAGAGCGAGACCGUCGUCUCCUUGUCUCUUGGUGGGCUCGGAACUUAAAACCACCACUCCAAGUUGUGAGCAGAAUCGGAAAUUAGAACCACUCGUUUACAAUCAGAGAGAGACCAUCUUUUCCUAUUUUCUUCAAAAGGGAUUUCUGCUUCCGAAGAAACUCCAGAAAAUAAAUGUGCUAUUAUUAAUCUAGCAUGUGCUCAUUGAACUUGACUCUUAACGCUUUGUAAAAAAACUAGGUAGGAUCUGAUACGGGGGGGGGAGGGGGGGGCGGCGGGGCAAAAGGGUGUCAUCAGCUUCAAAACAAACCAAUGUAUGUGGGUUCACAGCAUCUUUUUUUCCUACAUGGGACCUCAGAAUUCAAGUUCUCCUUGAAAACAGCCACAUUCCAGGGGGCAGGUAAUUUUGUGGUGGGAGGUGUGCCAAGCGGCCUUUAGUUGAGAAAAGCACAGAUAUUAGCAACACUUGCUUAGUUAAAUCAUCAGUGGCUUUUUCUACUGAUGGGAUUCUUUUCAUUUUGACCCGCUGGUAGCACAGCAUUUGUUUGGUGCCUCACUCUUGUACCCCUUCGAGUGGCCAGGGACGCAGUGAUACUUUGUUUCGAAUCGUACCAUUUGUGAACUGUGACAGCCGUACAAAAGGAGGAGCCGUGGCCGCGGCAGCCUGCCGUGCGGUGACGCCUCCGCCGAACCGGGGUGGUCAGCGGAUUGAACAAAAGCACGUCCCCGCCCCAGCUGCCCCCUCCCGCCCUCAUUAGGAACUGUCCCACGGAAGCACCGGAGGCAGGCUGGGGCAGAGUCCAUUUUAUCGCUGUUAUGUUCCCGGUGACAGGGAUGCACGUGUCUGGGAAGGAGGUCCAUCCGUAGCUCGUUAUAAACGCGUAGAUUCGUUCGGUCUCUACCGUUUGAUGUAGCUCUCCUGCUAUGAGCAAAGUGUCAAGGGAAUUCCUUAAAACGGGGCUGUAAAUCCCACUGGACUCUCCGAGACUCAGGGCUGAUGUUCACUGUGGGUCCUGGCCCGGCUGGUUGCCCGUGUGGUUCCAGGCGUAACUACCUGACGGUGGCCCUUGUCGAGAAGUGGGUUUUAGCACACUUUUGAUUUGCCGUUUUGCCGCUUUUCAUACCGUAAGGAGAAUUUCAUAAAUAGCCAACUCAAAAAAAACACCGUGUCAGGACUCAUCUGGUUAAAACACAAGCAUUUGUUGAACGAACACAUUUCUAUUUUCUGACACGACACAGACAGAUCGUUUGAGUGUAAAUCCCGCAGGUUUUGCUAUCUGGGAAGAUUCCAGGUUGAGCAGUCUGCUUAGACGUGUGUUCAGCCAGGGUGGUGUUGUGUGCAGCCAGGGAUCCCGAUCUCGAAACAAACACCUGCUGCUAAGAGGCAAGAGAUUUGCCGUGAAAUACGCAGAAGCUACUCGAAGGACCUGGUACGGACCGUUGAAAAGACCUGAAGGACGGGGAAGCUGCAGCCAAGAGAGUCGUACCGCUCACACUGUGGGACAGUUCGCGGGAGUGUCGCAGUCUCAAACACCCUGUGGUCCACGUGCGCUCGUGUGUUCUGUGGGUUUGUUCUGUGGAGUAACUUUCUGUUCCUGUGCUGGCGUGAAAUGUAGCGAAGUUGAAGUAAUUUUGAAUCCGUAACUUUUCUCACAGAGUUGCUUUAUGGUUUACAAGUAACACUGAUGCCAAGGGGGUGUGUCCGCCCUGUCCCAUCCGGCAGCAUGCACUUUGUCGGCCCGCUUCCGUGUGUUGUGGGGUAACUGGGGGUCGAUCCCUCUCCGCGCGCACGGGGUUUGUGCUCUGGGAACACGUUGCCGUCGUGCUGUUCUCUUGUACCGAGGAUCACGGAAAGUGUUUUAUCUUUUUUAUGUAGUUUGUAUUGACUGGAUUUUAUAACUGUAAGAAAACAGAAAACAGAGUGUUGUAUUUUGAUCUGAAAUUUGUCUAUGGUAAAGUAAUUUUGUUUUAUGUAUUGGAAGUUCAUUUAAAACUUGAAAUAUUUUCUAGAAGGGUACCGAACAAAAUGAGUCGUUCAAGCUGUUUAGCCUAAUAAAACAAUUUGAUGGGGAA
This is a messenger RNA of Neofelis nebulosa (Clouded leopard), 15193 nucleotides long. It is a transcript of the gene GAN, whose product is annotated as gigaxonin. Gene Ontology annotation, biological process: cytoskeleton organization. The transcript has 11 exons. NCBI's taxonomy places the organism in Eukaryota, Metazoa, Chordata, Mammalia, Carnivora, Felidae. The coding region runs from base 156 to 1949 and encodes 597 amino acids. Gene Ontology annotation, molecular function: protein binding. The record is from RefSeq and is a predicted model, not a curated record.